Messenger RNA from Quercus robur (English oak), 1328 nucleotides. RefSeq names its product RNA-binding protein L. Lineage: Eukaryota; Viridiplantae; Streptophyta; Magnoliopsida; Fagales; Fagaceae. Bases 140 to 1105 code for a protein of 321 amino acids. The transcript is spliced from 10 exons. The record is from RefSeq and is a predicted model, not a curated record. Gene Ontology annotation, molecular function: mRNA binding.
AAAAGAAAGUUGGGUUGGUACUUGGUUGCUGUAGUUUCAUGGGCCUUUAAAAAAGGUGCAAAAAAAGAAAAAAACCGAAGGUUGGAAGAUCCAAAACCUAGAGCUUCCCUCCCCAGUCAGAAAUCAGAAUCACCACCGGAUGGACGCCUACUACCCUCCUCCUCCUCACUACCCUUACUAUCAGCCGCCUCCACCACAAGCUCCUCCGCCUCCUCCGCCGAAUUCACACCAUCCUCCUCCUCCACAGCACCACUAUCUAGCUCACGCGCAGGCCCCAUUCGGCUUCUACGUCCCCACUCUCCUCCCUCAGGCCUCGCACGACGCCGUUCGAACCCUUUUCAUCGCCGGGCUCCCGGAGGACGUCAAGCCUCGCGAAAUCUACAAUCUCUUUCGCGAGUUCCCCGGCUAUGAGUCCUCCCAUCUUCGCACCCCUACACAAACCUCUCAGUCAUUCGCCUUUGCUGUAUUCACAGAUCAGCAGUCUGCAAUUGUGGCUAUGCAUGCUAUGAAUGGGAUGGUGUUUGAUCUUGAGAAGGGAUCAACCCUAUAUAUUGAUCUAGCAAAAUCUAAUUCUAGAUCCAAGCGUGCAAGAACAGAUGAUGAAAGAUUUGGCUCAGAUAAAAAAGCUAGAGGGCCUGCAUAUUCGAGGGGCACUCCUGAUUCUGCAGGUCUUGGCAGCAUUCACAUGCCUGGAAUGGGUAAUUCUGCUUACAACACGAUUGGUUAUCCAUCUGCACAAAGUCAUGGAAAUUUUGAUGGCAGAGCCGUAAAUGAGACAGCAGCUGCAAAUUUGAAUGGUACUUCAGCACCUCAUGCUCCACAACAUGCUAGCCCAUGUCCAACACUCUUUGUGGCUAAUUUGGGGCCAACAUGUACAGAGCAAGAGCUAAUUCAAGUAUUUUCAAGAUGUCCAGGGUUUCUAAAAUUGAAGAUGCAGAACACAUAUGGGGCUCCUGUUGCCUUUGUCGAUUUUCAGGAUACCCCCAGUUCAACUGGAGCUAUGAAUCAUCUGCAAGGCACAAUUCUUUACUCAUCACCAGCUGGCGAGGGCAUGCGGCUAGAGUAUGCGAAAUCACGGAUGGGAAUGCGUAAGAAGUCAAAGUAAAUUGCACAGGACAAGGAGACAAAUUAGCCAUUUAAUUGUGCAAUUAUCUUGACUGUAUUCUCAUUUAUAGUAACUUGGAACCAGGAUAGGUUGCGUGAAUUCUCAGUAUAGCUGUUAUCACGUUUUCAUUUGCUGUUCAUCACUUCAUUGAAUCAAAUAUUUCAUCUUUUUGACAUUAAUUUUGACAUUUUCAUAAUGGAUAGACAUAGAAGCAUGUCAAGGA